This is a messenger RNA of Jatropha curcas, 1467 nucleotides long. Its product is annotated as RING-H2 finger protein ATL46. Gene Ontology annotation, molecular function: ubiquitin protein ligase binding. The record is from RefSeq and is a predicted model, not a curated record. NCBI's taxonomy places the organism in Eukaryota, Viridiplantae, Streptophyta, Magnoliopsida, Malpighiales, Euphorbiaceae.
UCCAGUCUCCAUAUAAGGAAAAGAAGUAGGUUCUCUGACUUUUAACCUCCUUAAAAAUCUCCUAAAACUCAUUUUCCUCUUCAAUCUUACCACACAAAAAAAGCUUUCAGCUUUCAAGUAAAAACUGAAAACAACAAGACUCAAAAAGAGUGUUUUCUUUACCUCCCAACCCUCAUCCUAGAACCAAGAAUUUCCUCACUGCACACUCAAUUCUUUAGUGAGAAUAUAUUCUUAGCUUGCUAAUCCCUUUUCUCUCUUCUAUAUCCUCAAUUCAAGCAAGAAUGUCUUUUUGAGUGCAUGCACUUUUUACUUAUUAUAAGAGUCUGAACUUGCGAAACAUAUGUAGAAGAUUGGAUUUUUAACGUAUACCCAUCUGCUAUAAUGGGUAGAAAUCUAUAUGAAAUCAAACAAAAAGAUGGUUUUUCUGUAAACUCAUCUCCUCUAUCACCUCCUUCUUCAGCAUUAUCAUCAUCUGUUAACAAAAUUAGCCCUGUAAUUCUUUUAGUUAUAAUAGCUCUUGCUGUUAUUUUCUUUAUUUCUGGUAUUCUCCAUUUACUUUUUAGAUUUUUCAUGAAAAGAUCUCAUUUUUCACCAAUUUAUCAUUCCAAUAGAUACCCAGAAACCUCAACUUCUCAUUCUCUACAAAGACAGCUUCAACAGCUUUUUCGCCAACAUGAUUCAGGUCUAGACCAAGCUUUUAUCGAUGCAUUACCUUUAUUUUACUACAGAGAUAUUUCGGGCUUAAAGGAACCAUUUGAUUGUGCAGUUUGUUUAUGUGAAUUUUCAGACAAAGACAAGCUUAGGUUACUUCCUAAGUGUAGUCAUGCUUUUCACAUUGACUGUAUAGACACUUGGUUACUUUCAAACUCCACUUGCCCCAUUUGUAGAGGUACCCUUUCGAGCUCUACUCUUAUUCAAAUGGAAAAUCCAUUCAAUUUUGAAUCUUUAAGAGAAGUGCCGAAUGGCUUUUCUGGUGAUAGAGAAAAUGUGUCUUCAAAAUUUCCAAAGCCAGGUAAUUUAGAGGAAACUACAGGUGAAAAGAGAGUAUUUUCAGUCAGACUAGGAAAAUUUAGAAGCUUUAAUGAAGGAGAAACUAGUGGAGAGAAAGGGCAAGGAGAGACUAGCAGAAGCAAUUUAGAUGCUAGAAGAUGUUACUCCAUGGGCACUGUUCAAUAUGUGGAGGGUGACGCAAAUUUGCAAGUGGCUUUAUCUCAUGAUACCGUUAUUAAUGGCAGAAGAGAAAAUGGGGAUUCUUUAGUUGAUGGAGAAAUUGAAGGCAAGAAAAUAAGAACCAGAACAAGAGGAGAUAGUUUUUCUGUUUCAAAGAUCUGGCUUUGGUCUAACAAUAACAGAUUUGCAACUUCUUCUUGUUCUUCAAGUACACAUACGGAUAUGUCUUCUCUUAAUAUAAGCUGAUUAGUCUGGCAACUUUAUGAUAUAAUAUUUUGGGGACUCUUGAUUGAUUUA